AUGGAAUCUCUCGACAACUCGUCUGCCAACUCCACCGACACCUCAGCGUCAAAGCGGGAGAGAGCUCUGGGAAAGAUCCUGUGCGAAGCGGCGUCGGAAGGAGAUCUGGAGCAUAUCAAGCAGCUGGUGGAGUCGAACGCAAGCGUGGACACGUGCGACUACGACAAGCGAUACGCCAUGCACCUGGCCGCAGCUGAGGGUCACGUGGAGGUGGUGAGGUAUCUCAUCUCACAGAAAGGGAACGUCAACGUCAAGGAUCGGUGGGGCGGGUAUCCUCUCAAGGACGCGGCCGUCGGAGGUCACACGGCUGUGCGAGACCUGCUGCUGCAGCACGGCGCGAAGAUCGACGAGGCAGACCAGCAGGCGCUCGGGCAGCAGCUGAUGUGCAACGCUGCCGCCAAGGGCGACUUGGCACAGAUCAAGAAUCUCGUGGCGAAGGGAGCGAGUGUGAACGCGUGCGACUACGACCGUCGCUCUGCGCUGCAUCUGGCAGCUGCUGAGGGGCACGACAAGGUCGUCGAGUUCUUGAUCCAGUGCGGAGCCAACGUGAUGUGUGUGGACCGGUGGGGAGCGAGUCCGCUCAAGGACGCUGUGAGGGGAGGGCACACCCGGGUACAGCAGCUCUUGUUUGAUGCCGGGGCGUGCAUGGAGAACAAGAUCGAAGCUGUGAAGGCUCAGGUGAGGAGGAGGUGGAGGAGGUGUUUGUACUGA
This is a messenger RNA of Guillardia theta CCMP2712, 711 nucleotides long. RefSeq lists its product as hypothetical. The transcript has 2 exons. Gene Ontology annotation, molecular function: protein binding. NCBI's taxonomy places the organism in Eukaryota, Cryptophyceae, Pyrenomonadales, Geminigeraceae. The coding region runs from base 1 to 711 and encodes 236 amino acids. The record is from RefSeq and is a predicted model, not a curated record.